Molecule: messenger RNA, 2115 nt
Organism: Folsomia candida
Lineage: Eukaryota; Metazoa; Arthropoda; Collembola; Entomobryomorpha; Isotomidae
Product: cathepsin L-like proteinase
Exons: 5
Coding region: 271-1548 (425 amino acids)
Cellular component (GO): lysosome
Molecular function (GO): cysteine-type endopeptidase activity
Source: RefSeq, a predicted model, not a curated record
AUUGAGAUCAUCACCUCCCAUGAAUCUCUCUCGUAAUGCAGCAACAAUGUAACAUAUCGUCAAAUUAUUGGCCUGAAUGUGCAACUUGUGCUGACAAACCAUUGACAAAGGAACGAGUGAAGAGACCCGUUAAAAAUUCACCCAUGGCAUUGAAUGCAAAUUUUUUUCUGUAUUUUAUAAGCAUGAUAUCCAUCUCCUCCAUCAGUCAUCAUCAUCCACCUUCUCAGAGAAUUGCCACGAGUGGAAACUACUUUCAUACAAACAUAAAUUAUGCAACGGUUUUCAAAAUUUUCAUUAAAACAAAUAUUUUUCAAAAUUUUAUUACUGUAUUUCUGUAUAUUAGUCCCGAUUACUGCAAACAUUUUGAAAGACAUUGAUGCUCUGCUAAAUACCAAGAAUUUAUUUUCUGAUCUCAAUGUCAGACGUGGUAAAGCCUUAGAAAACGCAAAUUUACUUGACACGUUAUAUAAAGAGUUAGAAGAUCCAAUUACAAUCCGAUUACUGCACAAAAAGUAUCAGAAAAUGUAUAGGAAAAUCAAGUCUGACUCCCCAGAAUCCAGCACAAUUUUUAAGCAAAACGUACUGCAGGUUGCCUACCAUAAUUUAUUGACGAAACAGGGUCUCAGUUCAUAUGAAAAAGGAAUUAAUCAGUUUACAGACAUGACUAAUGAACCAGAAACACUUUCAACUGUUCUACCACAAGAACAGCAAAACAGAUCGUCUCGAGCGUACAAUCAGUCCCCACAGCCUUCACCUUGGUUUCCCCAUCAUUAUGCAAACCGUGAGUCCGAAAAGGAUUCUCUCGACUGGAGAAGCUAUGGGGCUGUUUCCUACCCAAAAAACCAAGGUAAAUGUGGUUCCUGUUCCUUCUUUGCCACCGUUGCUGCGCUGGAAUCACACGACUAUUUAGUGAAAAUGGCUUCCGAUGGGAGUUCGUCGUCGUCCUACACGUGGGGUUCGCCAUCCGACCUCAGUGAACAGGAGUUGCUGGACUGUGCUGGAAACUAUAGUGGCUAUCGAGGUUGUAAUGACAAUCUUCCAACAACAGGUUUGGAGUACAUGCAGCAAAAUGGGCUGUCAUUUGAGUGGGACUACCCGUACAAAGAUAAGGUAGGGAGUUACUGUUAUGGUCCUUGGAAUCGCAGGAAGGUCGGCUUGGAUGGAUAUUACCCAGCCGUUCCUUUCAGAGGAAUCAAUAAUGAGGAACGAAUGAAACAAGUUGUUCGAGAUUUUGGUCCAAUAAUUGCCGGCAUGCAUAUGAGUUUAGACUUGAAAAUGUACAGGGGUGGAAUAUAUGACCAAGCGUGUACAGAUCCUCAUGGAAUUUCUCAUAAUAUUUUUAGAAAUCACAUGGUCCUUAUUGUAGGUUAUGGGAGUGAAUGGGGGAUAAAUAAUACAAAGGUGGAUUACUGGAUUAUCAAAAACAGUUACGGCAAGCAGUGGGGUGAUCAGGGGUACUUUCGAAUUGUGAGAAAUAAACGAUUGUGCUUACUUGGAGAGGAGGCAUAUUACUUGUACACUCAAUCACCAUUUGGAUUAACAUUCUAACUUGUGAUGUGAUGACUUGGAUGAUGCAAAUGAAUCAAUUUUGUACAAAGACUAUGAUAUUGUGUGAUAUAAAUACAUUUAAUAUUAAUAAUUAUUUUAAUAUAUGUGUUUGUUAAUAAGCGAACAGGAUCCCGAGGAUUGCUGAUAUAUUUUUGUACGUAUAAUGCAUGCAAUAGAGGAAUUACUGGAUCCGUGUUUAAGAUAUUAACAUGCAUAUUUAUGUACCCAUUUAUUUGGUAAUGCUGAUUGUACCAAUAUUUAUUAAUUAAACUAAACCAUAUCAAAAUGCUUUGCACUGCAAGUAUAUCUCAAAUAUCUGUAGGUAUUAUACCAAGAGUCAAGAGUAUCGUUUAUCCUUAGGAUAUUUAGAUAUUAUAUGUACGGAUACAUUUCGUGGUAAAUUACAAGUAUUGUUAUACAUACAUACCGGUGGGGAUAAUUUAUGCAUAUAGCAAAUUGUUUUUGUACUAUAAAUGGCUAGAGUAAAAUUAAGGAAACAUGUACAUUCUUUUUCAGGAAAAUAAUUGCCAAAUGGUCAAUCGCAAUUAAAUCAAGGAGGAUGAUUUA